Neoarthrinium moseri is the source of this 1065-nucleotide messenger RNA. RefSeq lists its product as uncharacterized. The record is from RefSeq and is a predicted model, not a curated record. Lineage: Eukaryota; Fungi; Ascomycota; Sordariomycetes; Amphisphaeriales; Apiosporaceae. The transcript is spliced from 6 exons. Bases 1 to 1065 code for a protein of 354 amino acids.
AUGUCAAUUUCAGUAGCAGACUUUCCUCCUGGCACAGAGAACAAUCUUCCGAUGAGAAUCGGUUGCUAUGUCCUCUUUGCACUAUGCACAAUCCCGGUCUUACUAAGAAUCUAUGUUCGCACAUUCCGUUCCCGGAAGAUUGGACUCGAUGACGGCUUCGUUCUGGCUGCAUGGGUGUCAGAGAUCGUCGUGAUAGUUUCAGUCAAGCUACAGUUUGACUCGGGGAUAGGUUGGCACGCAUCUGACUUGAUGAAACUUCCCAAUGGUGCAGAAUUAUUAUCGAGAAUGGUUCUGUGGCCAUGGGUUGCUCAGUUCCUCUAUUUCUUUCAACUGGGUUGCAUCAAGUCCAGUGUCGUGUCUUUGUACAUCCGGCUUGCAGUAACUCCCAUGCAGGUCAGGAUACUGUGGAUCACGCUGAUUAUCAUCUUUGGCCAAGGACUCUCAUCAUCUCUUGUAGUCGCAGGUUUCAUCUGCCGCCCUUUAUCGAUCGUUUGGGACAGUUCUCAAGGCCAAUUUGGAGGGCCACAAUGCAUGAACAUCCUUGCAUUCAACUACUACAACGCUGCCUUCUUUAUACUUUCUGAUCUUUUCCUCGUGGUAGCACCAAUCUUGGUGUGGACCUCGUAUUGCGGCUCACAGAUUCAAGUUGCCUUGAGUGUCAUGUUCAGUUUGGGUUCGCUCGCUAUUGGAGGCACAAUUGCUAGACAGGUAACAAACGCAAUUGCCAUAAACAAUACGUCGGAUUUCACCUGGUACUGGGCUGCCGCGGAGCUGAGUUCUGUCUUAGAGUCCAGUCUUGGAAUUGUGUUCAUUUGCGUGCCCGCAGUGGCACCGCUCUUUGGCACCAUGAGAGGAUCGCCUUCUAAAGAAAGCGAGGAAGGAAUCGACUUGGAAGAUCCGAAGUGUCCUGCGACUUUUGGAAAGCUGGGCCGGCAGACGAGAGCGCAACCUGGUGAUGAAACCCUCUUACACGAGACCCAAAUCACCAUAUCCAGCAAUGAUAGCGAUGUGGCAUUCCAGAACAGUAUCUGUGAGACUGAUGGUUGCGCAAGCCACUCGCAGUAG